Messenger RNA from Rubroshorea leprosula, 932 nucleotides. The record is from the annotation of a GenBank genome assembly. Lineage: Eukaryota; Viridiplantae; Streptophyta; Magnoliopsida; Malvales; Dipterocarpaceae.
UUCUUCUUUUGAGCUUCUCUGCCGUCGCGCAUCACUCCACAGUUACCGGUUCAAUUUCUCUCGGAGAAGGAAUGGAGAAAUCGAUGUUCAUUACCGACGGCGAAAUUCACCACCAGGCACACGUUAUCUAUAGCUGUGGUUCUUGUGGAUAUGAAUUGAACCUGAGCUCCUUCAAUCGAAGUACCUCAAAUAUAGGCUCAAAAUAUGGAAAAUCAAUAAAGCGAGGGAUCUUAUCAUUCUUCGAUAUUGAUGAGAGCAAAUUUACACAGGUUGAUGAGUUCCAAUGCCUUCCUUACUUAUCAAAGCUCUCUUGUGGUUUGUUUCGUCACAGAACCAAACUUCUCUGCGGCAAGUGUGGCAAACAUAUUGGAACUGCUUAUGAGAGUCAAACUCCUGCCUACCGGCUUGAAUUAGAUGGAUCAGAUUCAUCAUCAAGGAAUGAAGCUUCUGGUUAUAGAAAAUAUGAUAUUAGAAUCUGUGCUUUGCGGCCUGGUGAAGAAUCUGGCACUCCCCUGUUCACGUGAUGACGUAGAGUGCUCCCUUCUGGUUAUUCAUUACGAACUUGGUCUAUAUAUAUAUAUAUAUAUAUAUACAUAUGUGGCAUCACCAAUGGUUGUUUUGAUUUCCGUUUUGGAAAAUAGCCCCACCUAUUUAAUGGUUGCUGUGUGCGUAAAGGUAUUUUAAAGAAAAGGAUGUAUGUAGUUUGCAAUAUGUGGUAAAUGAUUAAGUUCAUAGCCAUUCCAAUUACAAUUAAGGUAUUUUAAGGGUGUAAGUUAUGAAUGAGUUUCUCGCCCCAAAUUGAUGGUGGUAGUAGUUGUUUAUGCAAUUCAUAUACCAUUUACAAUCACAUCUUUUCUUGUAACAUUAGAAGUGUUACAAUUAUGUAAGUGUUGUAUCAAUUUUCUUAAAUUUUAUAAAAAAAAUUAGUGUUU